CUCAGGGCAGAUCCUUCCGGAGACAUCGAAGUUCUGCAAGAGAACUGGUGUGUAUCGUCACCGAGAUGACGACACAACAAGACCAGUACCCGAAGUCUUACUGUACACACCUGAUCUAUUCGGACGUUGUCUAUGAUCCCAAGCACCGCAAGUUCUUGGCCACUAAGAACGACAAGAGCUUCGAGCUGUUCAAGCGCAACCAGCGGGUCACCAACAUGAGUCACCUGGUGGCCCUCAACCCGCAUCAGACGCUAAACGUCUACCUGAACGGCCUCACGGACAUCGAGGUGCAAUGGUACUUUGUGCAGAUGAUAGAGUCGCUAAUGAACGACUACCAGCUGGAUGGCGUGGCGUUCAUCGGCAUAGAGCUGUCCUUGGACAACGUCCAGCAGUUCUCCAGAGUCCUUGAUAGGCUAAAGGAAGCAUUGAAGAAGAAACCUUCAAGGCAGUUCUUCCAGCUCGUCUUCGGCGGCUUCAUCACAGACUUGGACAAUGAUCCAGCCGAAAUCGCUAACAGAAUACGAGUGAUUGCAGAAGAAGUUGACAUUUUUAUCAUCGAGACGCACUACCAGAGGCCACUACCGCUGUGCAAAACAGUCUUCCCAACAGCAUUCAACAAUUACGGCUCCUUCACUCCGAGUGUUCCGAUCAAUACAGGUCUGAACUGGCUGAAAGCCUUGGUGCUGCCACGCACAACGAAGGGCAGGAACAGCGUCUGCAUGUCGCUAAGCAUGGUGGCACUCCUGUUCAAAAUCUCCGGCACUGUGGAUCACCUCCAACCAGGAAAUGCUUGCUUCGAGGAAAUCUGGAUGAACUACGCCGAGACCUGUAUCGGCCACGGGUGGAGUAACGUAAAGACGCAUCCGUCAGCGAUGUCAUCAUUCAGGCACAAGAUUAAAUUCUGGCAGUCCUUCGACACGGAUAUCACUGUGACCAGAAAGGUGGACCUCAUCUUGGACCAGGCGAACAAGACGUGCUUCGCGGCGUACUACGUCGACUACGAAGACUACUACGGCAUGUGCCAGGGCAAAGUGGCAUUUCCCCGGCUGAAAGCCAUCCGAGACCUGCUUAACAAGCGAACGAACGUCGACGAAGACAUCGACCUGUUCGGACACGAUUUCUAGGAAUCAGUCGCCUCCAUGCUCACGGAUUCUUAAGUUUCCACCCCAUUUCUUUUUUUCAUUGCCGGCGCUGUCAGAAAAUAAGUAACCAUUCAGAUGUCACUGUGGUGGUGUUACCAGGUAAUGCGGUUGGCUCAAACGAAGUAAAAAGCGCACGAGCGUCCUGAAAGUGGUCAUU
Messenger RNA from Rhipicephalus sanguineus (brown dog tick), 1299 nucleotides. RefSeq names its product chitinase-3-like protein 1. The coding region runs from base 66 to 1124 and encodes 352 amino acids. Gene Ontology annotation, biological process: carbohydrate metabolic process. The record is from RefSeq and is a predicted model, not a curated record. The transcript is spliced from 8 exons. NCBI's taxonomy places the organism in Eukaryota, Metazoa, Arthropoda, Arachnida, Ixodida, Ixodidae.